This is a messenger RNA of Lotus japonicus, 964 nucleotides long. Its product is annotated as nascent polypeptide-associated complex subunit alpha-like protein. The transcript is spliced from 4 exons. The coding region runs from base 99 to 719 and encodes 206 amino acids. Gene Ontology annotation, cellular component: cytoplasm; nascent polypeptide-associated complex. Gene Ontology annotation, biological process: protein targeting to membrane. NCBI's taxonomy places the organism in Eukaryota, Viridiplantae, Streptophyta, Magnoliopsida, Fabales, Fabaceae. The record is from RefSeq and is a predicted model, not a curated record.
GGGUCGACCCAAAUUGAGGUAUAAAAACACAGUUCUAGGGUUUUGAGGUUGCUGAUUGCAUUGCAUCUCCUGCUCCAGAAUCCAUUUCCGACAUCACUAUGACUGCGGAGACACAAGAAGAGCUUCUUGCGAAACACCUUGAACAGCAGAAGAUCCAUCAUGAUGAGCCUAUAGUUGAGGAUGAUGAGGAUGAAGAUGACGAUGAUGAAGAUGAUGAUGAGGAUGACAUUGGUGAAGGUCAAGAGGGUGAUGGAUCUGGUAGGUCCAAGCAGACAAGAAGUGAAAAGAAGAGUCGCAAGGCAAUGCUCAAACUUGGAAUGAAACCUGUCACAGGUGUCAGUCGUGUGACAGUCAAGAAGAGCAAGAAUAUCCUGUUUGUUAUCUCGAAACCAGAUGUUUUCAAAAGCCCAACUACGGAUACGUACAUUAUAUUUGGGGAAGCUAAGAUUGAAGACUUGAGCUCACAGCUACAAACUCAGGCAGCAGAGCAGUUCAAGGCUCCCAAUUUGAGCAAUGUAGGAUUGAAGCCUGAAUCCUCUGGUGUUGCUCAGGAUGAUGAGGAUGAGGAUGAGGAUGAGGAUGAGAAUGAGACUGGUGUUGAUCCCAAGGAUAUAGAGUUGGUUAUGACUCAAGCUACCGUGUCAAGAUCGAAAGCAGUCAAAGCUCUCAAAGCCGCCAAUGGCGACAUUGUUGCUGCCAUUAUGGAGCUUACUACUUGAUGGUCAGAUUUGGUAGAAUAUUGUUUUGUAAACUGGAACUAUUUUUCUUUGCUGAUCAAAAUUUUGCUCUCCUUCAGUUUGAAAUAGUGGUUUGCCAGUGUACCUUUACUUCUAUUUUCUGUGUAAUUUUCUUAAUGGAAAACAAAAAAACUAGAGCCAUGUGCUGCGAUUGCAUGUUUAAUGCCAUGAAUGACAGGCAAAAUUAGCUAUAAUCAAAAUAUAUAUAUUUGGUUUUUAGAGUUUAA